Schistosoma rodhaini is the source of this 3679-nucleotide messenger RNA. The record is from the annotation of a GenBank genome assembly. Lineage: Eukaryota; Metazoa; Platyhelminthes; Trematoda; Strigeidida; Schistosomatidae.
GUUUCAAAUUACUUCGUCCAAAGUCAAAUUUUCAUCUAAAUGAUUACAGAUCGUCUGUUUCACCGAUUGUAAUUAAACAGUUGACCAUAAUUGAUUACAUUACGGAAGACCAAAGUAUCAUUUUAUAGAUAGUCUUCAUUACUAAAGUCUAUUAUGAUUUGAAUUAUUACCAUUAUACAACUAAUUCAAUUCUGAUUGGUCAAUUAAGAAUGACCCUGGAGAAAUUAUUUUUAUUUGCUACUGACAGAUAACUAAAGUAUACACGUAUACUGAUGAUGUUAUAUUUCCUUUAACAACAACAAAAAAAAAACGAAAAAAAAACGAACACAGUUACAAUGUAAACACGUUCACAUUCCAUGUACAAUGUUACUAUCAUUGUUACUAUCAUGGAUACUAUACUUAUAUAAUUAAUAAGAUUAAUUUAAUAAAAGAAAUAAUAUGGAUAAAAAAUUGAAUACAACCUUAUUUCAUCCAGCAUUAAUUAAUUUAACUACCCAUUUAUUUCAUAAUAUAAUUGAACAUAAAAUUAAUACACAAAAUUUUAAAUGUUUAGGAUUACAAUCAAUUGAUUAUGAACAAAAAGAAAAUCAAAUUGAAGUUGUAUUACAAUUUGAUAUCAUUUCAUCAUCGUCAUCAUCGUCAUCGUUGUCAUCGUCAUCUUCAUCAUCAUCGACGAAUAACUCUUUAGUUAAUAAUAAUAAUACUUAUACAGAAUGUGAUUAUACAAAUUUAUUUGUUGAUAAAUUAACAGAACAAAUAACUCCAAAUGAAAGAAAAUCCCCGUUCGUAGCAAUUGUGGUUUGUUGCUGUAUACUGACAACAUUUUUUCUACUUGUUCUUUUUCUCCGAUGUCGGAGUUUCAUUCGACGAAAACAAUUAUUGAAAAGAAGAAGAAAUCCUAAAUACUUAUAUUGUUCCAAAUAUCCAAAAUCAAAACCUAUUAAUCAUUGUUAUAUUAAAGCAAAUAAUUCAUGUUAUUGGUCACCAGCUAAACCUAAACAUAGUAAUUCAUUUUCAGUAUGGUCUGAAAAUCAACCAUUGAAAUAUCAUCCAAACAAACAUAGAAUAUCUUCAAUUUCAUCAUUGAAUCAAUCUAGUUCAAUGAUCAAUUCAAUACAACAGUCUCGUUUUUAUCAAAGUAAAAAUUAUUCAAAAGAUUCAAAUUGUAUUCAUCAUCUGUAUAAUUCAUCAAACAAUGUAAUUAAUAAUAGUAAUGAUCGUAAUUUUAUGAAAUAUAAUUAUCAUCAACAUGGUGAUAUAUGUGGAACAGGUAAUCAUAUGAAUACUGGUUAUUUAGAACAUUGUAAACGAAUAAAUAAUACAAAAUCAACAAUGAUGUAUCCAAAUUCUCAAAGGUUAAUAGUGCCAUCGAAACAAUCAAAUCCUUUAGCUAAAGGAAAUCAGCCAAUGUUUUUCAAUUCACAGAAAAUCACAAAUGAAAAUGAAAUAACAGAUUCUGAAACACCUACUACUGAAUUUACUGAAAGUUCAAAAUCACAUAAAAGUAUAUCACAAAUUAAUGUGUAUCGAAAAGGCAGAAGUUUAAGUCCAGCUGAUAUAACUAAUUCUAAAGAAUCUAAAUUUCUUUUUAGUCCAAAACCACGUUUUUCAUUAGCUGAAUCUGAUGAAAUGAAUGAUCAACCUAUUGAGAAUAGCCAAUCGUCUGGUUUUCGUGAUGUGAUUAUCGACUGUAGUUCACUGGAAAGUGCUAUCAGUUAUCCAGUACAAAACUCUUAUUCCCAUUUGAAUGGCAAUAAAAAUCUAGACAGUUCAUUAGAGAGUCGAACAUAUCAAAGUCUUAUGUCAGUUUAUCUAAAUGAUGUUGCACAAAAAAACCGAAUUAUCACUCCUACAGUUACUAUUACUACUACCAGCAUCAAUAAUACUCUUAGUGAAAAUAACAUAAGCACUAAUCACAAUAUCUGUUUGGAUAAUAGUAAUUAUAACAAAGUUAUCACAUUACCUCCAUUAAAUAUUCCAAAUACUGACACAGGCAUUAUCAAUGAUGGAUUAUACAAUACUGAAAAAAUGAAUUCAUUUGAAAGUAAUCAGUCAACUUUUUCUAUCAAUAUUGAUCAUGAUCAUAUAGAACAGCAUAAUAAUUUCACUUAUGAUCUCCAAUCGCCAAUGAUCAAAGAAAAAUCUAAACGUCCAGUUCUAUGCUUAUUUAGUGCAAAUCAAUAUAAUCAAAAAAGACAUCUUAAACGUAACAAUUCAAUCACCAUUGAUGAUAAUCAUGAUGAUAAUGAUAUUAAUGAUGAUAACAAUAACAAGAACGGUAAUAUUCAUGAUGUUAAACAAGAUAUUGAUGUACGACGUUUACGUCAAAGUACAAAUAUCACCACUACAAAAUUAUCAGUUAAUAAUCAAAUAAAUAGAAUCACUGGAAGUAGUAAUAAUAUCAAUAAUAAUAAUGAUAAUAUUUGUAAUCAUAAUUUACAUUUAUUAUUAUCCAGUACAAAUGAAUGUAAAAGUUGUGUAAAUUUACAAGCGUAUGAAUUAUCACAAGAUCGUUAUCGUAAUCCAAGUAGUGGAUCAACUGUUAGUCAAAUACCAAGAUCUGAUUUACCAGAUGUUUACCUGAAUUCUCAACGAAGCAGUUUAUGUGGCAGAAGUAGAAUGGAAUUGUUAUAUGUGGAUAAUGAACUAGAUAGAACCAACAAACCCAGAUGUAAACUUAGUACAAAUGGAAUAAUUAGUUCAUCAAACUUGGGGGAAAAUUUAUCGGACGUGAUUGAUUCUGAUCAUUGUUUCUCUGUGCAGCAUGCAAAUGGAGCUGGUGAUAAUUGGAGCUUGGUCGAUGAAUUGGUUAUUUUUCCUCAACCACAAACUCUUGGAUUUGUACGUAAUCAAACUUUUAAUGCAAAAAACACAUAUCAUCAACCAUUACCUCAACCAUCCUUAAAUUUGGCGCCAUCCUUUUUUAAACCAUAUCAGCUAACCGAUGAUAAUUUCGGUAAUUUACCAGUCAAAGAUAAAGAGCAUCAUAUUAGUAUACAACAACAACUUAGAAGAGCAUUAAGUUUGUCAUCUAGACGUAAAUCACCUCGUUCAUUAAAUGAAGAAAUUCAAUCAAUCAUGGAUAAACACUACGAAAUGACAGGAAUUAGAAUGACAAUUGGUAGUGGAUCAUCUCAAAAAAAUUCAACGACUACCAAGUCUUAUAUAAAUUUAUUUGGAUUGCAGACAGGCAAUAAAACCCAGCCAUCUAGGCCAAGAAAACGUCGAUGCAGUUGGACAUUCACAAAAGAUAUUACGAAUGAAUUUCAAACAAGUUUAAAAAAUGUUUCAAGUGCACUACAUUUAGAUUGUCCUACUUUUGAUCUUUUUCAAAAAAAAUUUAAACCUAAUCGUGAAAAACCAUCUGUACUUGAAUCAUUAUCUAUGACUGCUUUACCAUGUCUUAUACCAUUAAGACCACGUAUUCAAUCUGAUGCAACAAAUGAUAUGACUUCUAUCAAUGAAGAAUUUAUUGAAAGACGACCUGAAAGAAAAUUUCAUUCUGAUUUAAAUAAUAUAAAAUUAAUUGAUUUCAGACGUAAUAGUAUGGUAACUAAUGAUAAAAGUGUCUUUAUAUAUGGUAUUGAAAAGAAUAUUAGACUUGUUAAAAGUAAUUGGAAUUUAACUAAUGUAUGAUCAAUUACAAAUCAGAAAAGGUUUUGUGGAGAUUUCAAUAUUU